UACGUACGCUGUAUCAACACAGCAAGCAGCUUCGUCGAUUUCAUGUUCAUCCUAUUGAGUUUGAUAUUUUAGUUUUCAUCAUGUAUUUUUUCAUCAUGCUACUUCUAAUAUCCUACUCAGCUCAAGAACGGUGCCCCAUGCUUGAAGAAGGACAACCCUUACAGCUAACCUAUGAUGACAGGUUUCCUCAAAAAUCGCUUGCCUGGCAAAAGGACGAUAACGUCAUCAGCCACUGUGAGAAUAGCACCUGCCACACAACCAUGCCAGGGGUCGAGGUUACCAGAGCGUCUGGUAAAAUUACAUUAACGGUUCUCAAAAUCAAAAGGAAUAAUCCAACCGACGAGGCGGAGUGGAGAUGUGGUUAUGAUGAUGAGAAUUUGACAAUAAUUGUAGGGUCUUGCAUUCUGCACAUUUACGUCAAGCCAGAUACCCCUACGUGCAUAGAUACUGUCGAUAUGGACUAUUUAGGAGCAGGCACUGUUAAACUAGUUUGUUUUGCCAAGACUGUUUACCCCAUGGGAUCUUGUAACUUGUUCCUAAAGCGUCCCGAUGAGUCCACGUUCACCUACAUCGAAUACGCUAUAAUGUCCAACAGGAUCGCCUCACAAAACCCAUUGCUCUAUACGUUCAACUGUUCCCUGACUUUGAACAUCACUGCUUUCGGCGACUACAGUGUGUAUGCCGAGAUGUUCGCCGGGCUUCUGUCUGGCGAGCCCUCGAACCCAACCAAGCAGACAACCCCAAUCAAGGAGUUCAAAAUUGAGAAACCACCCACAGCUUAUUUAGCGGAUGUUCCUGAAGAGUUUCGAUGGUGGAUCAUUUACGUUGUGGUAUCUGUCCUUGUUAGUCUGCUGGCCACCGUCCUGACAUGGUUGAAAUGUGUGGGAAUCAUCUAGAAAGAAGUAACGAUGGAACAAAAAACACAGCAACCACAGUCUCUAAGGUGUUGGCAAACAGGAAAAAAAUGGCAAAGACGUAUUCAGUAACAUCUAAACACAAAUUGUCA
This is a messenger RNA of Physella acuta, 1006 nucleotides long. RefSeq lists its product as uncharacterized. The record is from RefSeq and is a predicted model, not a curated record. NCBI's taxonomy places the organism in Eukaryota, Metazoa, Mollusca, Gastropoda, Physidae.